AUGCUGGAACCUCCCAUACUGGAACCUCCCAUACUGGAACCUCCCAUACUGGAGCCUCCCAUACUGGAUCCUCCCAUACUGGAGCCUCCCAUACUGGAACCUCCUAUACUGGAGCCUCCCAUACUGGAGCCUCCCAUACUGGAGCUUCCCAUACUGGAACCUCCCAUACUGGAGCCUCCCACACUGGAGCCUCCCAUACUGGAGCCUCCCAUACUGGAGCCUCCCAUACUGGAACCUCCCAUACUGGAGCCUCCCAUACUGGAACCUCCCAUACUGGAACCUCCCAUACUGGAGCCUCCCACACUGGAACCUCCCAUACUGGAGCCUCCCACACUGGAGCCUCCCAUACUGGAGCCUCCCAUACUGGAACCUCCCAUACUGGAGCCUCCCACACUGGAGCCUCCCAUACUGGAGCCUCCCAUACUGGAACCUCCCAUACUGGAGCCUCCCAUACUGGAAUCUCCCAUACUGGAACCUCCCAUACUGGAGCCUCCCAUACUGGAUCCUCCCAUACUGGAGCCUCCCAUACUGGAACCUCCUAUACUGGAGCCUCCCAUACUGGAGCCUCCCAUACUAGAGCUUCCCAUACUGGAACCUCCCAUACUGGAGCCUCCCACACUGGAGCCUCCCAUACUGGAGCCUCCCAUACUGGAGCCUCCCAUACUGGAACCUCCCAUACUGGAGCCUCCCAUACUGGAACCUCCCAUACUGGAACCUCCCAUACUGGAGCCUCCCACACUGGAACCUCCCACACUGGAGCCUCCCACACUGGAGCCUCCCAUACUGGAGCCUCCCAUACUGGAACCUCCCAUACUGGAGCCUCCCAUACUGGAACCUCCCAUACUGGAGCCUCCCAUACUGGAACCUCCCAUACUGGAGCCUCCCAUACUGGAACCUCCCAUACUGGAGCCUCCCAUACUGGAACCUCCCAUACUGGAACCUCCCAUACUGGAGCCUCCCAUACUGGAGCCUCCCAUACUGGAACCUCCCAUACUGGAACCUCCCAUACUGGAGCCUCCCAUACUGGAACCUCCCAUACUGGAACCUCCCAUACUGGAGCCUCCCAUACUGGAACCUCCCAUACUGGAGCCUCCCAUACUGGAACCUCACAUACUGGAGCCUCCCAUACUGGAACCUCCCAUACUGGAGCCUCCCAUACUGGAGCCUCCCAUACUGGAACCUCCCAUACUGGAACCUCCCAUACUGGAACAUCCCAUACUGGAGCCUCCCAUACUGGAACCUCCCAUACUGGAACCUCCCAUACUGGAACCUCCCAUACUGGAGCCUCCCAUACUGGAACCUCCCAUACUGGAGCCCCUGAAACCUGACAGUUUAUGA
Molecule: messenger RNA, 1338 nt
Organism: Oncorhynchus mykiss (rainbow trout)
Lineage: Eukaryota; Metazoa; Chordata; Actinopteri; Salmoniformes; Salmonidae
Source: RefSeq, a predicted model, not a curated record